Messenger RNA from Colletotrichum siamense, 1755 nucleotides. RefSeq names its product MFS siderochrome iron transporter 1 (gene MFS2-2). The record is from RefSeq and is a predicted model, not a curated record. Bases 1 to 1755 code for a protein of 584 amino acids. Lineage: Eukaryota; Fungi; Ascomycota; Sordariomycetes; Glomerellales; Glomerellaceae. Gene Ontology annotation, biological process: transmembrane transport. Gene Ontology annotation, molecular function: transmembrane transporter activity. The transcript is spliced from 5 exons.
AUGGCUUCCCCAAACGAAGCUGCGAGCUCACCAGAGAUUGCUCCUGAGCGUCCCGUCCCAGCCCCGAUUGACGACAAGGAUCCCGAAAUCGUCGAUGAGAAGCCCAGUUCCGAAAUCGAUCCCAACACCGGCGGACUUGCAGGUGUCGAGAAGAUUGAGGCCUUGACUCAAACAUGGACCAAGCCGUGGCUUGUCGUCGCCUACAUCUUCAUCUGGCUUGUCUUCUUCACAGACUCGCUGCAACAACAAAUUGCUAGCUCUCUACUGCCUUAUGCAGUCAGUGACUUCGGUCUCCAUGGCCUUAUGGCCGCCACGGGCAUCAUCUCCAACAUCGUGGCAGGAGUCAGCAAGCUACCGCUCGCGCGUAUUAUCGACGUGAUUGGUAGAACGCAAGGCCUCUGUAUCAUGUUGGUUUGUGUUGUCAUCUCUUUGAUUCUCAUGGCAACUUGUAACAACGUCGAAACCUAUGCUGCAGGUCAAACGUUCUUCUGGACUGGCAUGAAUGGUAUUGGUUACGUUCUCAACAUCUUCAUGGCCGAUACUUCGACGCUUCGCAACCGAAUGAUUCUCUUCGGCUUUACAUCCACACCCUACGUCUCGAACACCUUUGCCGGGCCUGCAGCUGCCCAAGCUUUCCUUGACGGCAGCACUUGGAGAUGGGGAUACGGCGCUUUCACAAUCAUCAUUCCGGUUAUUUGCGCCCCCCUAAUUAUCAUUUUUACCCUCCAGUUGAACCGAGCCAAGGAACUCGGUCUCUAUGUCAAGCCCCAAACAAACCGCACCUUUUGGGAGUCGGUGAAAUACUGGUUGAUCGAAUUUGAUGUUGCAGGAAUCCUUAUCGUAGUUGCUGGGUUCUCGCUGUUCCUGCUGCCAUUCAGCAUCGCUGGUUAUCAGGCACACAAAUGGGUUGAGCCUAGGAUCAUUGCGAUGAUCGUUGUCGGCGGUCUUCUCUUGAUCGCAUUCCCAUUAUAUGAGAAGUACCUUGCGCCAAAGACUUUCAUUCCUUGGGAGUUAUUUCAGAACAGAACAGUCCUGGUCGCCUGCUUGCUCGGAGGGAACAUGUGGAUCAGCUUCUACUGUUACAAGGUUCAGUUCUCGUCCUAUCUGCAGGUCGUCUACGACCUCAGCGUUUCAAGAGCUGGCUUCAUCACUAAUAUCUUCAACAUUGUAUCUUGUGCUUGGGCGGUUCCGGUUGGCCUUCUCAUGCGCUUCACCGACCGAUACAAGUGGCUUGGACUGGCGGCGAUUCCUCUUCAGAUGCUUUCUACCGGUUUGAUGAUCAAGUUCCGUAUGCCCGAUACUCACGUCGGCCUUGUCAUCAUGUGCGAGGUUCUCGGCUCUUUCGCCGGUGGCACUAUUGUCAUGGUCGAGCAGAUUGCCAUCAUGGCUUCCGUUGCUCAUCGCGAUGUUGCAGUCGGUCUCGCUCUACUGGCUCUCGUCACCAGUGUUGGAGGUGCUAUUGGCCAAUCUAUUAGUGGUGCCAUUUGGACCAACUUGAUGCCCUCGAAGCUAGAGCGCUACCUUCCCGACGAACUCAAAGACCAGGCCCUCCUCAUCUAUGGUGAUCUUGUCACUCAGCUCAGUUAUCCAGUGGGUACUCCCGAGAGAGACGCCAUCAUUCGUGCGUACGGCGAAACGCAGAAGAUCAUGAUCAUCGCAUCGUUGGUGGCAUUAGUUGGAUCGAUUAUUUGGGUUUCUUUGAUGAAGAACCAUCGCUUGAGUGACAAGCAGCAGACAAAGGGUGUUCUGUUCUAA